Messenger RNA from Paramuricea clavata, 6972 nucleotides. Lineage: Eukaryota; Metazoa; Cnidaria; Anthozoa; Malacalcyonacea; Plexauridae. The record is from the annotation of a GenBank genome assembly.
AUGCUUGGCAGAGAAGAAAAGAGGCAAUAUAUUCGAGACGAACAAGCUGGCGAAACAGGUUAGUAUAGCAGUCCAUUUUGAAACCUUAUACACUUAAUAUUUAUAAGCUAAUUUUUACCUCGGACCGUAGUAAAACUACUGUAUGAGCAAAUGUGAGUUUUCUUUGCUAUAAUAUAAUCAAGUAAUGUGCUGUAUAGAAGGGCAAGGAGGGUUUUAGAGUAUUUAUUACAGAAGUAACAUCUCGAAUGAUUGGUGCCAGUUUUAUAGGUAGAAUCUUCGAUAAAAUGUCUGUGUGAAUGUAUAGACUACCUGUAAAAUAUAGAGAAAACUUAGACGUUUUGAGCGAAGGUUCUUCGUCGGGAAGUUAGUAUAUUUUCCAGUAGUCUAUCACAUUCACACAGAAGUUUUAUUUACAUAAGUUGUCAGUUAGCAAGGCUUCAAAGGUCUUGCUUGGAGUGUCAUUUAAAGUUUGUUUUAUUUUUUGAGAUGAGAGACAAAAAAUAUCUCCCUUUCAGACUACUUGAAAUAUGUAAUUCCCAACUUGACCAGUUAAUGUGCUUGACUUUUCCCUUGACAAAGAAAAUUGGAAAUUGUAUGGCUUGUUAUGCACUAGCCAAUAGAAUUGAAACUGCCACCCCUGGUUCUGGGAAAUAGUGGGGGUUUGCAAGCAAAUGGCAUCAAAAAUACUUUAAGCAAAUGGCAUCGAAACACCCAGGCCUUGGGAGACACUUUUGGGACUAUCUACAGUCCUCGGUGAAUGCUUGUGAGUCAAACCAUUGUAUUUUUACCUCAAAUUUUGUAUUUUGGUGACUGCUAGCUCCACGAGGAGUAAAAUUGUGAGGCGUUAGACAAAGCAAGUACUAAAGUAGGGGGCAUUGCGUGUUAAAGGGUUUUAUUAAGCCAGUUCAUUAGGCAUUGUAAAAAUGUCUGGUGUUAGGUAGGCUAAAUUGGAAAAGUAGGGAUGUUUGCCUGAUUAAAGACUAUGCAUUAUUUCUUCUAUUAUCUACCUCAACGAUGUCAGGUCUUCAGCUUUUAGACUCGAUAUCCUGCCAAGCACAAAUAGAUAUCCAGCUGUAGUUUGGUUGACAAUAUUUAACAAUUAGGGAGAAUUACAGACCAGGAAAUAGUUCUAGCCUUUUUUGGAUCCUAAGCCAGGGGAGAUAUUUCUUUGAAAACACUGUUAUCAAAUUUAGGCUGGGGGGGGGGGGCAUUUUGUUUGAAAACACUGUCAUAAAAUUUAGUUGGUUUAACAGCACUUAAAUUUUGACUCUUACAGCUGUUAGGCAUUAACUGUGCUUCACGGCCUUCACUGUUAACGAAAUCUAUUCGAUUAAUCAAUAAAUUGGUUAAAUAAUAUUAAUUAAUUCUAUAUUACUAAUGUUAGCAACUAAGGUCUUAGCAUAUCAAAUUAAAUUGUAAUAAAUGCUUAUAUAGUGUAAUAGCUUAUUACGAUUGUAGUUAUAAGUUAUAAGAGUUUAUUACUACCUAAUUUGACAUAGUUUUUUACUACCUAAUUUGACAUUUGCAAGUUGUGUGAUAAAGAAAUUUAAAUUUCAAGGAAUAUUUUUAUGUAUGCUCAAGUGAAAAAAACUUCUUUUUGACCGAUUUGUGCAUCAGGUGAUAUCACUUAUAUCAUAGUCAGCAUUUUCAGAACCAAGAAAAUUUGGGAAAUUUUUAACCUUUUUUUUAUUUUUAUGGAUAAUUAUUUUUAAAGAAAUUUCAAAACUUUCUGCCAAAGAAAAUUGAAAAUCCUUUCUAACAAUCAAAAAAUUUUCUAGGAACAUCGUUCCCAGGAUCCACCACUAUUUCCAGGUCUGGAGAAUUAAAUUAGAUUGGAGAGAAUUGGAAAAAAGUUUAAAAAUAAUUUGAUAAUUUAUUAAAUAAGCCCAAAGUUCCUUAACCACAAAAUCUAACAAUGUCUCUAGUUUUAAUGACUAAUUGAGUCGCAAUUUGCCCUAGUUAUUUUUUUACUUGUCUAAUGCCAGAUGAUUUUAUUUGUCAAUGGGGAAGCUCUGCAGCUUAAUGGGUUAAUUUAAUAAAAAAUAUGCAAUUACAGUAUAUGUAUUAACCACAUAAGUGGUGAUGUGGAGGAAGACUGUUCAACCAGUAAAUAUAGGCGCCUAAGUCGUUCGCAAACAUCUAUAGGAGAGCCCGAAAAAGGACGGGAACAAGUUUUGCCCCACGUAUGUAUCAUUUGCAAGAAAGUAAAAUACAAAGUGGAUCAGGAGAAGAAGAGAAAUGUUGAGAGACUCAAAAAAGUGGAAACACUUACAGCUGGCAAGCUUCUUGAAGCAGCUCGUCUUAAAGAAAGACAGGAUAUUCUUGUUCAUUUGGAAGGAACAGGAAGAGAUUUGCCUGCAUUGGAACCUCGGUAUCACCACAGUUGCUACAUGGAUUUGACAAGAUUUCUUUCCAAGCCAGAGAAAAAUCUUGAAGAAGUGAGUCAUCACUACAUGAAGGCAUAUGAGAAGUUUUGCGAAACUGUUGUCGUCCCACAGAUUCUGAAGGGGAAGCAUAUUUUGUUGUUGAAGUCAUUGACAGAAUCCUUUGUGAAGAUGGUAAAGGAAGUUGAAGAUAUUGAUACACAGUAUCGCUCCUCCAACCUAAAGAAGAGGUUAAGUAAUACAUAUCCUCAAUUACAGUUCACCUAUGAUACUAGAAUGGGAUAUAUUGUUUACUCAGGGGCCAUUAGUUCUGCAGAUCUAGUUAAAGAUCACGUUGGACAAAUGUCUACACAUCACAGCAGUGAAGACGAUGAACCCGACGAACCUGGUGAACAAUCACAACUCCAUAUGCACCCAUGCAACCAAGAUGACAUGCGAACAACCUAUUUUUCUUCAAAGAUAGUCAAGAAUGCAAUUCAAGAGUCAGUAUCAAAGUUCGAAUGUCCAUGGCCGCCCACUGCAGAAAACCUCAAUACUGAUUCCGCUAGGAAGCUGGUGCCACAUGAACUGUUCAACUGGAUUGCAUGGACAACUGGUAUCAGUGAAGAACCUGCUGUUGGCGAAUAUGUAAAAGUAGCCGAGAAUGAAGAAAAGAAAAUAUUGUCAAUUGCACAAGACAUCAUUUUUCUCAAGGCAAAAGGAAGAGUAAUUACCCCGAAGCAUCGAGCUCUAUCAAUGACAAUCCGGCACAUGACAGGAUCUUCGCAACUCAUCCAGAUUAUAAAUGGUUUCGGGCACAGCGCCUCGCAUAGUUCCACGUUAGAACACGAUACUGCUUUGGCCCAGCGUCAGUUAUCCCUUGGAGAACUAGCCGUUCCUAAAGGAAUUAAAGUUGGCCAGUUUACAACCCUCGUUUGGGAUAACAUUGACUUUGGUGAGGAAACGUUGUCUGGAAAAGGCACCACUCACAGUACAAAUGGUAUCAUUAUCCAACGGGUUGACAAGAGUGGCACUGAAAUGCAAGAAUAUGCGCCAACACUGUCAGUCAAGAAAACCAAACAGAGGUCAAUCAAAGUUCCGUCAGUAAGAUUAGAGCCAUACUUUGGAACAUCGCGAGAUAAAGACGGGCCUGCUUGCAUCGGUGAAGGUUUCGAUAUGAAAGGGGAUACCCAUUCUGCUGCUCAAGUAAAACCCCGAAAUCUUGACCAAGCUUUCGUGAUGACAAGAAUGCCAACAACAGACGACACAGGUGCAGGAAUUCCUAGUUGGACAGGUUUCAACACAUCACUUCAAUCAAAAAUCCUUGCAUUAUCCACAGUUGGGUAUCUUCCUGCCAUUGACGCAAGUCCAACCGAGAUGGAAACUGUGAAAACCAUCCUAACUCGCAGCAUAAAGUAUGCAGAUGUUCUCCAUUUGGGAGUUGUCGUGCUUGUGUUUGAUGAAGCUAUCUAUGCUAAAGCCCAGAAGAUAAUAUGGGAAGAUGAUACUGAAGAUUGGAAGAAACGACUUGUUGUAAGGCUUGGUGGUUUCCAUACAAAGAUGUCGUACUUAGCGUGCAUUGGGAUACGUUACAAAGAUGCUGGCUUGGCUGAUAUAAUUAUAGAAUCAGGAUUGGUGGCGAGUGGAUCAGUGAAAGGAGUGAUGAACGGGCCCCAUUACAACCGAGCCUUUCGAACGCAUAAGAUCGUGAGUGAAGCAAUGCAGCGUUUGAGAUUUCAACAGUUUCUUGACAGUCUUUCGGAAGAAGAUUCGCAAGCUAUUUCUAAUAUAAUUACAAAAUUACAAGCUGCAUACCCAUCAUCAGAGUAUGGCAAAAUCGUUGAGGGUCACGAGUUUAUAAAGGUGAUGUCGAUGUAUGAUGAUUUUAUUAGCGCCGAAAGUCUAAUGAACAGUAAUUUCGCAUUUUGGUCGUCGUAUAUUGAAAUGGUUCAACUGCUUUUGUUGUUCACAAGAGCAACGCGCGAAGGAAACUGGCAGUUACACCUGUCUGCUGUACGAAGCAUGCUUCCUUGGUACUUUGCAUAUAAUAGGACAAAUUAUUGUCGAUAUUUGUCUGCAUACUAUGUUGAAAUGCUUGAUCUUCCAAAAACCCAUCCCGAUGUGCAUGAAAGUUUUUUGGAGGGGGAAUUUUGCGUACAAAGACAAGAGACUCAUGGUUUUGCCCAAGUCGAAUGUGACAUUACCAUCGAGCAAACCUUUAACCGUGAUUCCAAGACUAAAGGUGGUUUAACUGGAUUUACCCAAAACAAAGCAGCCGUACACCGAUGGAUUCUGUCUCAACCAGCUAGAGCAUUUAUAACAAAGGAGUGCAAAUCAAUGGCUGGCCAAAACCAAGAGGCUCGGAUUAGAAGAGAACUUGAUAAGUCAAGAAUAACUCGAGAUGAACAAGAUGUGCAGAAUGUAUUAUCUACAAUUACCAGCAUGGUAAAUCCGUUCAUUGGUGAUGAAUCAUCGCUACUUCAGCUAUCUUCCGGCGUUGUUGCGGAACAGGCCGUUGCUUCCGAUCUUUUGAAUGCAAAAGAUGAAGGUGAAAAGCUUUUUCUGCAAUUUGUCUCGACCAGAGUGCAGAGUAAUUCUGUGAAGUUUUCUGAGACACUUAAAAAACGAAAUGUUCUCACCUUUGGCACAGUUCGAAAGAAGAAGGUAACUAAGGCGGCUGGGCGCGAAAUCACUAUGAAAGCAGGCAAUAAGCUUUUUGCUCGACUUCUUUUGGUGGGAAAUGUACGUAAGAUUCAGCUGAGAGAGAUGUUGAAAUACAACUUAGGGCCAGUUCCACUAGCAAUAUCAAGUCUUCAAGGGACGCUGGUAAAGACCAACAAGGCAACUCUUCUUCAUUACAUCGAAGGAGCGGUAGAAAAUCCUUUGGUUGACGUUGUUCCUGAAGGUAGCGUGUGGGUUGUUGAUGGAAUGGUGAUGUUUCAGCAGCUUCGGAACCGAGAUAUACCAGAGAAAUUUGGAGAUUUUGCUAUUUUUCUUCUGACCCGAAUAAUUCGUCUAGCUAAACAACAUCAUAGCAAUGAGAUACAUUUUGUGACCGAUCGUUAUCCUGAAAUGAGCAUUAAAAAUGCUGAACGAGGUAAAAGAGCAGCUACUGGAAGUGAAAGAAUAAACAUCUACGGAAGAGGACAGCCUGUUCCUAAGCAGUGGCGCAAGUAUCUAGCAGACAGCAAGAACAAAGAAUUCCUGGUCGAAUUUUUGUUUGAAGAAUGGUCAAAGUGUCCUGUUGCAUUGUACAAAGGGGUAACAUUAUUUGUGGCUCACGGAGAAACAUGUCAUGCUUUACACGGCGAAGGUAAUGAAAUUGAUAUGGUUCCUAUACCAAGUUUACGAUGCGACCAUGAAGAAGCAGAUACAAGGAUGCUUUUACAUGCCCACUAUGCUGCAAGACAUUCGGCAGUUGUUGUCAUUAAGAGUGUAGACACAGAUGUUUUUAUUAUUAGUCUUGGUAUGAGCAAGCAAUUUUCCUCUCGACCGCUGUUUCACACCGGAACAGGGACAAAAGUGCGAACCAUUGAUUUGCAAGCUAUUCGCAGUCAGAUUGGUGACGAUAUCACACAUGCAUUAAUUGGUUUGCAUGCAAUUACUGGAUGUGACUCGGUCAGUGGUUUUUAUGGUAAAGGAAAGGUAAAGGCUGCCAAGUUGCUCUUUAAAGAACAGGCUUACCAGCAAUCAUUAGGAGAACUUGGCAUGCAACACGAGGUGUCUGAGGAUCUAUGUGCGAGGUUGGAUUCUUUUGUGUGCCAUCUGUACGGUCAAAGCGCAUGUGCCGAUGUGAAUGACGCAAGGUUCGUAUUCGUAUAAUUAUAGUUUGUAGAAUUUGUGUAUAAUGUAAAUGUAUGUUAUGUGUAUAUUUUGAUAAGAUUAUCAUUAUUAUCAUUAUUAUUAUUAUUAAAGGUUUAACUUAUUCCGCCUGGAAAAGCAUUCUGAAGAAUUGUUGCCCCCGACAAACGACUCGCUUGGGAAGCAUAUUUUACGUGUGAACUACCAGGCUGCUGUAUGGAGACGAAGCUUAGAACAAGCGCAGGAUUUACCAGGACUAGUUGGAAAUGGUUGGCAGCUAUCAGAUGAUGGUGCUCUGGAAAUCCACUGGUGUGAUUUACCUUGUGCUCCGGAGAGUGUCCUGAUGACAGUUCAAUGUUCAUGCAAAACUGGUGGAUGUGGAUCGGGUACAGGUAUGAGUGCAAUUGAAAAGUUUGAUUGAUUAGCAUCGCCUGAGCAAUGUUUUAGUCGGAAUUUUAGCUCAGCUACCUUUAGUAUACCGCACAUUUUCGGUGACGAUUAAUGUGUUCUAUACUUUAUCUAUCGUGAUAACUUAAUGCUUCAAAAUUCCCGGUACCAAAAUGAGAACGGAAGUGAAGAAUUCGAUAUCGGUAUUGGUAUCGGAAGUCGAACUUAAACUCUCUAAUUUUUAACUACAGGAAGACGAAGCAGCGCUGCAUGUGGAUGCAUGAAAGACAACUUGCCAUGCACAACGAUGUGUCAAUGCCAAGGUUGCACAAACAACCAAGAACAAGAUCUACCUGAAGACGAAAUCGACGACAGUGGCUCAGAACAAGAGGACGAUGAAUUGAUGAUGGACGACGAGUAA